[Torrubiella] hemipterigena is the source of this 4223-nucleotide messenger RNA. The record is from the annotation of a GenBank genome assembly. NCBI's taxonomy places the organism in Eukaryota, Fungi, Ascomycota, Sordariomycetes, Hypocreales, Clavicipitaceae.
GCGGUCGGGCUCAUGAAACGUCGUUUCGCGCUAAGCCCUCCCUCUAUCGCGUCGGCGUCGGCCUACUGCUGUGCUGUGGUGCUCUGACCCAGCUCGGCCGUUCCAGCGCUUGCCACCCACUAAACGGCCUUCCCACAGCGGCCGUGCCCCCAAACAAAACAACCCAGGAGGGCGGCCGCCCCCAGUUUGGUGCUCGUGGCUCGAUCCAGGGGUCACAGGUCCUUCCAGGCACAGCGACGAACUAAACGGUCCUCCUCCACAUCCCUCGAUUUUACUUUGUUGCAACCCACCUCGACAAACAUCACCAGAAUAUUGUAUCAACGAGACUAUUGUAUUGCUCUGUAUAUGGUCAAUAUACAUACAUUUACCUACGCAUAAGCGACCUGCGAAGCACUCUGUGCCGAAAACCAAGUUCUCGACCAGCGCCAUCUACUACCGUCCACCAAGCGCUGGUGAAUGGCCUGGCUCUUCAGAGCCAUUACUCCGACAACGACAACGGCAACUCGCUGAAACGAUAUAUACACACUACAAAAUGGUAGAAAAUAAAGUGGAAAAGGCCUCUGAAGCCGACAAGACGGCCUCAGAGCAUGCACCUCCUGUCAACUCGGAACAAGAAACCGGCACUAAGAAGAACGAAAUCGAAGAUACAACCGAUGAUAUUUCCCCUCGCCCGCUGCGUGAUUCGUUACCACCGGCAAACGCCUCUGCCGAUGCUGAGGCCGACGAUGGCUCUAGCGAGAGUGCUGCGGAAAGUGUUGACGCCAGUACAAAGCAUUCUAGCGAAACAGCGACACAGGCUACAUCUCAAAGAGACUCUGCAUCAACACAGCAUAGACUUUCUCAGACGUCAAACUUGGAAGCUGUUAGUUUGGAAGACGAAAAGGUUACAAACAUAGUCGGAGAACCAAGUCCAACCGACACGACGCAGCCGAAUAAAUCGAUAUCUCUGAGCAGUAUAACAAAUGCGCUUCCUACAAUGCCUUGGUCCCCGCCACCAAGCUCACCUGCCCGAAGCCCUGUGGGCACCGCCCCGGCAAAUGCACCCCUGCCAGCUACCUCAUCGCAGACCCCUGCACCAGGGCCGCGGAGGCUAACGAGCCCCUUUACCUGGCUUUCCAGGAACUCUACAAAGGAUAAGGAUGGCAACGGAGCAUCACCGAACAUACAGCCUACUGGCCGUCGCAACACGGCAAGCUCGAUUACUACAAUUAUCAGCAACCCGGAAAUGAUGCUUUCCAAACUCGAAGAGGAAAACGAAAAUGGCGAGCAACGCUUGUCACGGAACAGCUUGAAGGAUCGCUUCAAGUUGCUCAGACUUCAACAAGAGGCAGGCAUUACUGUGGUUCCGGGGGAAGAGGACCAGUUUCAGCAAGCCAAAGUUGCUACCCCUAGCCCUACAGCAGGAGCUGACGACGUUGCGAACGGAGACCUGGGGCCUACAUCACCCGUGCCCAUCCCGACUGAUGAGCUCGCUCCGGGAACAGUCUCAGGUGUCAAUGCUGGCCCAUCUGCUGUCCAAGAAGCCCAAGUCGAUUGGGACUUGUGGCAGUCCGUUGUCUAUGAAGGACCUGCUGCUGUUGCCCGAACGAGCCCCGAGGAGCUUAACCGUGCCAUCGCCACCGGAAUCCCCAGCGCCAUUCGUGGCGUGAUCUGGCAAGUUCUUGCCCAGAGCAAAAAUGAUGAGCUAGAAGCAGCAUACCAAGAUCUCGUUGCCAGAGGUACUGACAAGGAAAAGAAAGAGCGUAGCGAUAGUACUACCGACAGUGUCACUGGCGCUCCAAGUGAAAAGGCAGGCUCAUCAGCCUCGUCUAUUCACUCGGUACAGUCAUCUAUGAAUGGCAGCGUUUCGUCCCAAGCCGAAAAAUCGAUCGAACUCAGUGCUAAGGCGCAAGCUGCCAGCGCUGCAGAGCGCAAGAAGAAGGAGAAGGAAGACGCCACCGCACUACAAAAACUCGAAAAAGUCAUUCGCAGGGACAUGGGUGCCAGGACUAGUUAUUCGAAAUAUGCAGCGUCAGCAGGACUACAAGAAGGGCUUUUUGGCGUCUGCAAGGCGUACGCGCUUUAUGAUGAAGCAGUUGGUUAUGCCCAAGGCAUGAACUUUCUUAUCAUGCCUUUGCUCUUCAAUAUGCCUGAGCAGGAGGCGUUUUGUCUGCUUGUCAAACUGAUGAAUGCAUACGACUUGCGUGAUCUAUUCGUGCAAGACAUGCCUGGAUUGCAUCUCAGACUAUACCAGUUUGAGAGACUGCUUGAAGAUAUGGAACCUGCACUCUACUGCCAUCUACACAGGCGAGGAAUUUCGCCGCAUCUCUAUGCUACGCAGUGGUUCCUUACUCUAUUUGCGUAUCGAUUCCCCUUGCAGUUGGUAUUACGCAUUUACGAUCUUAUCUUGUCGGAAGGCCUCUCUGCCAUUCUUCGAUUUGGUAUCGUACUGAUGCAAAAGAAUGCAAGCACACUGCUGGGCAUUACGGACAUGCAACAGCUCACUACUUAUCUAAAGGAUAAGCUAUUCGACGUUUAUAUUGACAAGGACCCUAGUCAGGGAAGCAUUCUUGAGAAUGGGUUUUUUGGUAGCUCUAGCUCAAGCAUUGACAAGGAAGUGUACAGAGCCGAUCAACUUGUCAGAGAUGCAACAGAGAUCAAAGUCACUGCUGAAUCACUGAAGGCGUACACGACUGAAUGGGAAGAGAAAUCUCGUUUAGAAAAGGAACGCGAGACUGAGCUACAGGAGCUCCGGCUUGGAAAUCAGAAUUAUGCCAUUCAGCUUCGUAAACUGGAAGAGAGAGUUGAAGCUUGUGACCGCGAACAAGCGGAUAUGGCUAAUGAGCUGGUUCGUACCAAGGUUGAGAACGAAGAGGUGAAGGAUGAAAACGAAAGCCUCAAGGGCCAGGUUCGUGAACUUCGUGUUGUAAUUGAAAAGCAACCAGUGGAGAUUGAAUCGUCCUGGAAAUUGGAACGCGAUGACCUAAUGAAGAGAAACGAGUCUGUCCAUGAAGAAAAUAGAAAAUUGGAACAGGAAAUGGCUGAACUGGAGGAGGAACUGGUUCAAACUAAGCUGCGUUAUGCUGAGAUAAACUCUCAGCAUGAGACUUUGAAUCGCAAAUGGAGUGAUUUGAAGAAGCAGUUUACCUGAACAUGGUCCCCGUCAGCAGAGGCUAUUGUAUGACUUGUCGUGAGCGGAUGAACAGAUGGUUGGUACCAGCAUAGACCGAUCCGUAAGGAUUUACAUAGACAUGGUAGAUAGCUUUUGAGUCGGGUGCUUGGUGCAGGCGCCAUGUAUCGUGUCUUGACUUGGGAGCUUUAGGACCUUGCCCAUGUAACGUUAAAUAUCCAUUGCAAGACAAUCAAAGAUGCUUUUGAACAUUAGCAGCCGUGAUUUCUCUUUGCUAAGAGUGGGGCAAGUGAAGAUGUUAUACUUUAAAAAUACAGUAGUUUGAUUUUGUGACAGCGAUGUCCCGUGUAUUUGAAGGGCAAGAGAUAUGGGCACAAUUCAGCAGCUGAUUUAAGACAAGGUAUUUGGAAGACGUAAAGUUUUUGUUUAUUUUUAAUCCCUAUCAACCCAUUCCGAUGCUUAUACGUAGCCGUUUUAAUUGUGGCCAGAAAAAUGCCAAAGAAAUGGAACAGUCCUUUAACACCGUAACAAGGGGAACAACCUCUUCUACCAACAGCCCAAUCUAAUUCCUUUAUUUGCUGAGCUUCUUCUGGUAGAAGGCGAGCUCCUCACCCUCAAGGAUGUAACCGUCGCAGCGGCCGGACUGGCCAGGACGGCUGGAGACAACAGCGUACAGGCGACCAGCUUCGAACUGCUUCUCAACGGGGUGCUCGACCUUGCCCUUCUCGGCGAAGCGGGCAGCCUGCUUCUUCUCAACAGACUUGCUCUUCUUGUCCUCGUCGACGGCGAUGGUCUGGCCCUGAGCCUUCUGGCGUCUGCGGCCAAUGGGCUGGCCGUAGUGAGCCUCGUACCAUUGACGGAAAGGAGUAGCAUCGACCUGGACGACAGCAGAGCGGGUCAAGGUGUUGGUACGGACGAGUUCGUUGUUAGAAGGGUGGUAAGAGACACCGAUGAUACGGGUCUUGCGGGUGCAGCCUUCGGAGGCCCAGGCGAAGUUACCGGAGUCGAGGCGGAGGGCACGGUACUUGGAGUUACCGCCGCGGGUGCGGACGGUGUGAACGCGCUUGGGGCCAAUACGGGUGCUAGAACCCUGGCGACCAGCUUCGAAAGCGCG